Molecule: messenger RNA, 5460 nt
Organism: Naegleria lovaniensis
Lineage: Eukaryota; Heterolobosea; Eutetramitea; Acrasida; Naegleriidae
Exons: 7
Coding region: 1-5460 (1819 amino acids)
Biological process (GO): cyclic nucleotide biosynthetic process; intracellular signal transduction; protein phosphorylation
Molecular function (GO): ATP binding; protein kinase activity
Source: RefSeq, a predicted model, not a curated record
AUGCCAGCUCUUACUCCCGAAGAACUGCUUCCGCUUGCCGUUAGCUACUCCUCUACGAUGGCUGCGGUUCAUCAUCAACAACAGCAGCAGCACGGGAAUGACCAAACACAACAAACAACCAAUACAACCCCAAGUCACAUCAAUAAGAAUAUCAGCAAUGAUGAAACGAGUUUUCAGCAGUCCGAAGAUGACGGUCAGUCUCGUACAGAUUUGGCGAGGACAAUAUCCGCUCUUCCCAAUAAUCAUCAACAGCCAAUAGAGAAGGUAUCGAUUCCAAAUCUGCCUACCUUUUUUACACCUUGCCUGCUGAAAAACCAAACUUCUCCGAUCAUUCACUAUGACAGGGAUAGGUCCAUGAUCAUUACAUGUAAAUAUACACCACAAAACUACAAGACUUACAUCUCUCUUCCACUUAAUAAGGACGACACAGUGUAUUGUGUAAAAGUUGCCAUGACAACUUCAGCAGUCCCUCAGUUGGAAACAGAUGCAGAAAUUGCUCAAUACUUGCAAAAACAUUUGGAGCAAACAGAUAUUGUGCCGCACGUUUUUACAUACAUUAGUGAUUAUUUGAUACUGGUUCGGGAGUUUGUGAAUGGAGUCUCGUUUCGACAUUUCAUUGACAACAACUCGGAACUGGACUUGGUGAAUUGCGAUUCAACUCUGAGGCAAACGCGUCUUGAAAGAAUACUCGAGAUUGCCAUACAGAUGUGCAGUGCUAUUGAUCAAAUGCAUGUUGCACGAGUUUGUCAUUGCGAUUUAAGACCUGAAAAUUUGAUCUAUGAUAUUGAACACUCGUGUGUGAAAUUGAUAGAUUUUGGCCAAGCCGUUUUUCUACCUCUGAAUAAUCCUUAUAUUUUCACAGAUCGACCUGUUGGAUCAUUUUUGUACAUGCCGCCCGAAGCAACAGGAAAAAUAUCAAAACCUCUUGGAUUUCAUUGUGACAUUUACAGUUUUGGAUUUGUUUUAUUUGAAAUGUUCGCGAAAGAGCAUCCAUUCAAAACUGGCUCUAACAACAAAGUGAAAAGCACAGCCGAUUACAUGUACUAUCAUAUCACACAACAACCAGAAUCUUUGGUCAAUGUUUUAAAGAGGAAAAUUAUGUUAAGUGAUGAUCAGGCGGAUCAAUUGUUCGCACAAUCCAUUCAUGCCCUAUCUCUAGUAAUUUCAAUGAUGGUUAGAAAGCCCAUAGAGAAACGGUAUAUCAGCAUUGAGGGUGUGAAACAAGAUCUGAAAUGGAUCCUUCAACACAUUCAAACGAAUGAUCUUUCUGCACUAGCCAAUUUCACUCCAGCACAGUUUGACAUUCAAACAACGAUCAAUAUUCCAUAUGUGGUGUACGGUAGAGAGGAGAUGAUUCAACAUCUCUACGGAGCUUUGAAAGAAAUGGAAAAUUCUUCCCUUCCAAAAUUAAUUCUGGUUCGAGGUUAUAGUGGGAUUGGAAAAUCUUGUUUGGUGCACGAAUUUAGAAUUAAAUAUCAUGAGUUCAUCAUUGAGUCAGUGCUGGGAGAAUCAGAACAAUUCAUCACGGAGUUUACUUCCCAAUUGACUUCUCUACUGGGACGCAUCCAAAUUGAAAUGCUUUGUAACAGUGUUCCCAAUUUUUCAUGCUUACUUCCUGCCCAAAAACGAACCAAUGGUAUGACACAGCAAGUUAGAGAAGAUACCAUUCAAAUGUUUGCACAAGCAGUCAUUUUUUUAAUGCAAGUGUUUAGCCAAAAGAAAAACAAGCGGUUAUGCAUUUUCUUAGACGAUUUACAAUGGACUGACUUUGAGAGCAUGAAAUUACUGAAGGAAAUGAUUGGGUUAGGAAGUUGUGAAACCAUACCAUUUCUCUUGAUUGGUGCUUUUCGAGAUAAUGAAGUAUAUGGAAGCACUCUUCAUCCACUACAGACAUUUAUUGAAUCGAUUCGGCCUUUAACGUCAAUCACAGAAGUGGAAGUUAAAGAAUUAACAGAAGAUUCAUGUAAUUUAUUGGUAGCAGAGUCAUUGAAGCGAUCACUUCAAGACACAACAAAUCUCACAAACAUUUUGUUCUCCAAAACAAAAGGAAACCCAUUCUUCUUGAAGCAGCUUCUUGCAUCCUUGUUUGGAGAAGGGAAAAUAUAUUUCAAUAGGAAAUUGAAUCAGUUAACAUGGAGUAUUGAGGACAUUGAAAAAGCACCUUAUGCAUUGAAUGUGGUAGAUUUUUUACUAUUACAACUCAAUAAUUUACAAGUUGAAACUAGAAAAGCGUUAGCAUUUGCCUCGUGUAUUGGUAACAGUUUCUCGUUAAGUCAACUCUGUGAUUUACUGAAUUCCAAGCAGAUGGAAUAUUCAAUCUUAGGUUUAAAGGAUAUUGUUGCACAGGCCAUAACACAGGGAUGGAUUAGUUACGUUGACUCUCAUACUUUACAAUUUAAUCACGAUCGGUUACAACAAGCUGCCAAUGAAUCAGUUUCAGAGAAUACGAGAAAUUAUAUUCAUUACUCAUUCGGAAAGUAUUUGUUAAAACACAAGUCAGACAAAUCAUUGGAUGAAAUUAUUUUUGAUAUUGUUGCGCAUCUAAACUACCGAGCUAAAGACUCUAAAAUAAUUGAAAGAGAGGACAAGCGAAGAUUACUUUUGGACUUGAACACUAGAGCUGCUAAAAAAGCAAUUACAACCUGUGCUAUGGAGCAAGCUCAAUCUUUUGUCAGAACAGCCAUGGAUUUGUUGCAAUAUGAGACUGAUAUUUGGGAAGGUCCACUUUAUAACACAGCAUUUGAUCUCUUGAUUGCUCGAGGAAAUUGUGAAUAUGUUAAAAAUAUUGAAUUGGCAAUAGAAACAUUCAAUUCCUUGAUUCAAAAGUCAAAAACUAGAUCUCAUCUCUAUGAGGCGUGUUAUUACACGUCUAUGGCAUAUGUAGCGCUUGGAGAGUUUGAAAAAGUGUUCGACAUGUUCAAGAAUCACAUUUUUCCAAUCCAUGAUGAACUCAAAUUUUUAUCCUUCCAAGUGGAUGAAGAGCAAUUGAAAACGUUUAUAUUCAACAAAAUGAACCACUUGAAACAUGAUUUAUUACAGACUUUCAAAUCAAAGCAAGAUGUGUUAGAGUUGCCUGAUAUGUCCGACCUUGAACAAAUGAAUUUUAUCAACAUGCUUGGAAUGAGUAUUCCAGCUAUAUACGUGAUGAAAGUUCCAUUUAGUCCCUAUAUUUACAUGAUCACAUUACUGGUUUCUACAGAAACUGUUUUGCAGUAUGAGGAGGCUUUUUUGGUUACGUUAAAAGCUGGAAACAAAGAUGUUGGCGCUUUUGUGAUAUUAUUCUAUCCAUAUUUUCAUUUCUUUGAAGCCAAUGGAGACAUGAAAACCUCAAUUAGCUUAAGCUUAAAAUCUAUCGAGCUAUUCAAACAAAUGGGAAACAUUGGCAUGAUAGAUGCAGGAAUGAUGCAAUUGGAAAUGAAACGAGUACUAUGUGGUGAAAGUGAAAAAUUUGAGCCUGCAUACUGUAUGGACGUCUUGAAUCAACCAUUUUUUUCCCAAUUUCAUUACGUGUUUAAAGGUAUUUCGUACUACUUUCAGAGAAAUAUCACCGAAGCCUUUGAUGCUCUCGAGAAGGCUUAUGAAUUGAGAGCAAGUACAGAUUCAUUGGAUGAAGUUCUUGAACGAUGUGACACUCUCAUGGAAUUUGCAUUACAAACGAUGGAAAAACUUUCUCAAACCAAUCCAUUGCUAUACCAAUGUUGUUAUGAAUUGCUAAAGGCAGAGACUUUAUACUGCAAAAAUGUUAGAUAUAGUACACAAUCCGAUACCAGAGAAAUCAUUUCAUCUCUCAAUAGAUGCCUUAAACAUGCCUUACAAGAUCGAAAUUUAUUUAUUUUGAAAUUGGCAAACUGGAGGACGGGUGUCUUGUAUAAAAAUUUAGGAAUGGAGGACUGUGUGAGCGGAAGGUAUUUUUCAUUGGCCUACGAUCAAUACAAUACAAUGGGUAUUACUGUCAUGGCUACUCAUAUUUGGGAAAAUUAUAGAACACAGAUUGAGGAAUAUUAUCGUCAAGUGUCCAAUCAAAGUGUGCCUAGCUCAGUACUACUGGAUACAUCAGAGACUCCAUCUUCGUAUGACGAAGCUUCAUUGUAUUCGUUAAACACUUCUCUGAAAGCAAGUAAUGAUUUGGAUUUGAAAGAAAUAUUUAUUUCUGUUCUUCCAUUGCUCAGGGAGCAAACCAACUCUUCGCGAUGUUGUUUAAUAUUGAAAAGAAAUUCCAUUCUAUAUGUAGAUGCUGAAUCUACGGAGAUUGAAGUGGACGACGAGCAUGUUGCAACUGUCAAGCCGUACGAGCAUUUGAGAUUGGAUCAAGUACCGCACGAAUCAAUGCUUCCUUUGAAACUAAUUUACAGAACGUUGAGAACAAAAUCAGAGCAAAUCUAUCCCACAGAAGGAAUUGAAAAGGUUGAGAUUUAUUUUGAAAAGAAUCAAGUCAGUACUGCCAUGUGUGUACCAAUAAUUCGAGAUCGGUCCUCAAUAGGUUGCAUUUAUUUGGAACAGAAGAAAAUUAACCAUGUGUUUUCUAUGGAAACAAUCAAAAUUGCCAAAUUAAUCCUUUCCAUCAGCAUGGAUAAUGUUGAAAUCUUUAGCUCGAUUAACAAGUCCUAUGCUCGAUUUUUACCUUCAGAAUUUUUAAAAAUUCUAGGAAAGACACAUGUCACAAAGGUAGAAUUAGGAGAUGCCAUUUCUAAAGAAAUGACGGUCCUUUUCGCAGAUAUUAUGGGAUUUACAGAGCUAAUGGAAAACUUCACCGCAAAACAUGGAUUUCGCUUCAUCAAUCGACUCCUUAUUGAGUUGGCUCCUCCUGUUCGAAAAUUCGGUGGAUUUAUUCACAAAAUUCUUGGAGAUGCAAUCGUGGCACUAUUUUCUGAUGCUCAAUCUGCCGUCAAUGCAGCAAUGGACAUGAUAUCUAAUCUUGACAAUUUUAAUAGGAACAAUAUGAGUAACAUCAAAAUUGGAAUAGGUCUCUCUAAAGGACUUUUGAACAUUGGAACUAUUGGUUAUGAUUACCGAUUGGAUAGUACUAUCAUUUCUGAUACAAUAGCUAUCGCUGAUUGGUGUCAAACCAUGACCAGACUUUUUCAUUCAUCCAUUUUGGCUACUGAAAAUGUGGUCAAAUCCAUGUCAAGCGACGAUGACACUUCUAAAAAGACCAUUGUUACCUAUGUUGGAAAGUUUGUUUUCAAAGAGAACGAACCUGCAUGGAAUUUACAUGACAUCAAAUCGAAACAUUGGAAACAUGUUUGUUUUGAGACUGCUCAUGAACAAACACAUCUCUCUCAAAUGAUCUCAUCAUUUCAGAGCAGAGAUUUUACAACGUGCUCACACUUGGCAGGUAAAUUGGUAAAAAGUAAGAGCUCAUUUGCGGUAGCCUUGAGUAGAAAAUAUUUGGAAAAUUGUUCGCUAAAUACCAACGAGCCAUUGUCUGCAAGUUGGAGCGGAGAAAUUAGGUUGUCCUAA